GGUCCACUAUUUUUUUGGCUGCUUCUCUUAACUAUUUCUCCCGUCAUCCUGCCGAGCGCGCCGCGUUUAAAUGUCCAUACAGAUCUAGAGGGAGAGAGAGCAACAACAGAAACUAGCCGUCAGUUUAUUCCUCAGAGAAGCGGAGCAAUAGGCAAAUAACAGCGGGGAGUCUGCGCACAAGUGCAUUUUUUUCUGUGUGUGGAGAGCUUGAGGGCCGUCCAGUCCUAGUGAGCGCCGCCCGCCGCCGCCGCUGCGUUCAAGAAAUUGUUUUUAAUAUUAUUUUCGUGACUGUGUGAAAGAGAGAUCGAGAAAUCGAGAUCACAAAAGCAGAGAAAGCUGGAUAGACCCCUCGGUAGAAGUAGAGGGCAGACUUCAGUCACGAUGGAUCUGCACUGGUGAGAAGACACUCGAACGUCUCCUGGCCGUCCACCUCCAGAAAAGCCCUUGUAGCUUGUCUAACUGUCUAACUGUACACCCCCCCAACCGCCGCUACUAUAGUGAUAAUCGUGAAAAAACAUUCGUAACUGUUUUCGCUUGGUUUUUUGUUGUACGCUGUUUUUGUUGUUGUUGUUGCUAUCAAUUCCAUCCACCCCAUUUUACCUUUAAUCCACACCUGUUGGGAGUUUAAUCUAACCACACCCUUAAGCAACCAUGAAAGACAAGAGAUUGAUGCUCGUGUUCUUCUUCUUGGCCGUCGUCGCUGGCCGCUUCGCCUCGGCUAAUACCGAAUCCGCACUGGUGGAGAAUUCCACCGACGACGAUUACCACGUCGUCGUGGUCGACGACGGAAAUUCAACCGAAGGACGGGAGGAUCCAGGAGACGAAACGCUGGAAGAUCCGAUGACGGCCAUCGACAACGACAAGUUUCUGAGGCGAUUGAUUCGAGUUCAGACCUUCUCCCGGCCCAUUCGCACCAAAACCCGUCCGGUUUGGUACAACGGCCAGUCGCCGGUCUCUUUUAAAUCCUCGACGACGACCCAAUCGCCGUCGACCACAAAGGCGACGCCGAUUAGUCUGGAGACGACGCCGGAAAAGAUGGCGGACGUCACCACAGUUCCGCCGACCAUCGAAACGGAAGAUGUCGUCAAGACGGACGUGACGACUCCGGUUGGCGAAACGACCAGCGACGGUGAGAGGACGACGUCGCAGGAAGAAAGGUGGUUGCUGGACACGCUGGAAGAAGUGGCCCAAACUGUCCAGGAUUCCGAUUUGCCGUCCAUCGACGCCAUCGAGCAAAUGCUGGAGACGGAAGCGCCCAAGGUUCACGAUGACAACCGGAAUAGUCUCUCGCCAUUCCCGACCAACGCGGCCGAGACUGUCGUUCACGACAGCAGAGUUUCCAGCACGCCGAGUCCGGCCAGCAUCUCGUCGGCCCCCGUUUGGAUCUACCGUCCGACCUCGUCGGCAGCAGUGAGCAACGAAGCGGCCCAGCAGCCCAGCAACGCGGUCAAGCGCGGAGGAACGCCGUCCAACAGCAACGGAUUGAGCCGAUGGGGCGUAACGGUGAAGCCCGGCACCAUCUCGACGACGGUGCGCAGUUUCAAAAUGCCCAACGGCUUAGUGACGGCAUCUAAACCCACGGCCGACAUUGAACGACUGACGACCACCGCCCAUCACAAAGUGGCCAGGUCGACGCUGGCCAGCCAAAUGCUAGGUAAAACGUCCAUUCCUUCCACUCAACAAACGACUGAAUGGUGGAUCACUAAACCCAAUUAUCAAUUUGACAACCUGGACGAUGAAGCUGAGGCCGAUUACGUCAGCAGCGACGGCAGCAGCAGCAACCAGGCGACGGCGACGUCGGCCGAAUCCCCCGAUGCUGCCGGACUAGCACCACCCAAAUCUCCUCCGCAUUUCAACAUUUUUUACGACGACGGCCAGGAAGCUCCGACCGGUUUAAAGAAUCGACCGGCCAGUUUUUACCAAUCGACACCUCGACUUCCGCUUUCGGCUAACCCGCUGAUUAUCAAAGGGCCUCUGGUCACCCGGCCGUCCACUGCUAGGCCCAAAACGACGGAGAAAUCAACGACCACAACUCGACGGUCAUCAACGACGAAAAGAGCUGCAACCACAACGACGACCACCACCACCACAACAACGCCGAAACCCAGGACGUCACGGCCGAAAACAACCACGACAACAACAACAACGACCAGAAAACCUAAAACCAAUCCCAGCACCACCACCGCUUCCACUCGAAAACCACCUGCCACCAUUCCCAUUAAACAAACCAACAAAAGGCCGGACAGUGUCCAAUUUGUCCGCGUCCCACUGCCCAACCUUCGCCCACCUUUUCCAGCCGAUUCGGGAGUGACGGACGAACCUGGAAAUUUCCAGGAAUUUGUUCGCACUACAACCGAAUUCCCGGACUCUGACGCCACAGACGACUUGGAAAUUGAUCUGGGAGGCACCGAGAUCCGUCCGGUAUUCCCGGCAGAAUUUGAAGCAGCCGAAGAAUUGUUCGCUAAUGGCGAAUUCACCGACAGCCCCGAUAGUUCAUCCAACUCGUCGACAGACAGCACCGGAAGCGGCGGCGGAACGAGCGGCACUGGCAGCAACGGAUUGAUUGACGAACAGCAAAUUCCCAUCAAUUUCGUCGUUGUCAAUAUCUGGAAUUAUGUCGGAGGUCAAUUGACUUUGGUUGGCCAGCAAGUGGUGCCCGCUCAAGUCCUGGCCGGCAUCAACAUCACCAACGGAGCCACCAUCCAGUCAUCCAGUUUGCCCGAAACGAUUUUGAAUCAGCUGACCAGUCUCCUGGGAUCUACGACGUUAAGUACAACAUCGACCACGACAACAACAACUACUCCUAAACCCACUUUGCCACCACGUCCUUACGGCGGAGUAGGUAAUCCAGCGCUAGUCGGAGUCGGCCCUUCGGUUGUCAAAGGGCAAGACUACGGGAAACCUUCCCAGACGUACGGCCCACCCAAAGCUCCUUCAACAUCUUACGGUCCACCCAAAGCUCCUUCGACAUCUUACGGGCCUCCUAAGGCUCCAUCUACUUCUUAUGGGCCUCCGCCAGCUUCUUCUUAUGGACCUCCACCAGCUUCUUCCUACGGACCUCCACCAGUUGACUCCUACGGACCUCCACCAGUUGACUCGUAUGGCCCACCGCCAGCAUCUUCUUAUGGUCCACCUCCUACAUCUUACGGUCCACCUCCUACAUCUUACGGGCCUCCACCCCCUACAUCUUACGGACCCCCACCACCUUCAUCCUAUGGGCCUCCACCACAGCCAGCUAUAUCCCUUCCUGCUCCUCAGUAUUAUGCGCCGACUACGUCAGUCCCGUCUUAUGCAGUUUCCGACUCUUACGGAUUACCGACUCCGACACCUUUAGACUUGGAAGCCAUCCAGUAUCCUUCCACGUCAUACGGCCCUCCGCCAACCACACAGGCCCCGACUUAUGUCGCUCCCAGCAUUUCACUUCCCACAUCAUACCUGCCUCCUAAAGCUCCUUCCACUUCAUAUGGACCCCCUCCCAAAGCUCCUUCCACUUCUUACGGGCCUCCUCCCAAGGCUCCUUCCACAUCCUACGGCCAGCCGAUCCAAUCGUACGGCCCUCCACCCACACCGAAGCCCAUCGAUUUAGAGUCUUACGCUGAGAAACAUCACCACCACCACCACGAUUACAAUCAAUCUCCCAAUGCUUCCAACAUGGACUACCAUCCGGAUCACCGGACGACGACGACGACAACCACGACGACGCCAGCCCCACCGUCCGUUUCCGCUCAUCACGCCGUUCACCAUCACAACCACAAUCACAACAGCAACAACAAAUUUUCGUCCUUUUCCCAGUUGCAGGUGAAAGCCCCACUGAGUCCUCCGAGCCCACCUGAAAUCAAUCACAACUUGGUCGUCAAAGGAGUGGCUAACGCCAAUCAGAUCAACACCAACACCAAUAAAAACGUCGCCAAAGGUCCCGCUCGAAGGCCGUCCAAUAAGAAGAGGCCGCAAAAUGGCGGGGUCAAGUCUAUCAGCACAACUCUGCGGACUCCGCAAGGCAAUUUGAACUUUGUCGACAUCAACAACGGGCAAAGCCCAGGGCCGUUCGUCAAGGGAGGCAACCCGCUGGGAGCUCUUUUGCCCGAUUUCAUUCUAGAGAGUCUCGGACAUCCGAUGUCGUUCUUGCCGCACGAAUUCUCUCAGAGAUCCGGACAAUUCGAUCCGCGUUUCGACGAUGCUCCAUCACAACCGGUCCAAAAGUUGCACCAGUCCAAUUCCCGCACUAACGUCGCAUCAAGCCGCACCGGAGAUGACGGAGAGUCGACUGGCGACCGCAAUAGAGCAGCUCAUCCGGCUCCUACCACUCAAGGUACCAGAAGCGAUAACAAGAGUCCCGUUAGCGACAGCGUCAUCAUCAACAGCCCGGCCAACAAACAACCCAAACAUCCGCUCGACCCGCGACCAUCGUUUACUCGACCAUCACCGUCUGCCAUGGAAAUCGCUUUCGGUGAUGCUGUCGGGAAGAGGUUAACGCCAGUUGCUUACUAUCCGUCUCUUGGACAUCCGUUAGAAGGAGCCCAUGGCAAUCAACAAAGAUCUGACGAUGGCUUGGAGGUAGUUGACUUAUCGUCGACUUCAACCACUACGGCCACGACAUCCAAAUCGGACCGCGGACGAUUCCACAUGCAGGGAGUCAAGUUCAACCUCCCGGCGGCCGCGAUUUCUGCCGCCGCCUUUUCCCUGCCCAUUCUGGUCGGACGCAAGAAGCGUGAGGCUAGAAGAGGUCCUUAUUGGCAGUUGAAGGAGAAGCAAGAAGAAGUUGAACACAAUCACGAAGCGGAGGAAGCAUUUGUCAGACACUUCACAGCGGAAAACGAGCGAGAGAUGCGCCAAAAGAACAUUGCUUCGUACAAUUGCCGACAGCUAUCGGUGAACGACGAAAGUGCCGAGGAAGUUGGCCGCAGCAGUGCCGUCACCACUCUCCACCAUCUGCUCGUCUGCCCGGGUCGCCAAUCCCGAACGCUCAACAUGAUUUUGCUGGACGGCUUAGCCGUCCGCUGAGCGCGCACGCGUUAUACGAGGUUAUAAAAAUGCGCUUCAACAAUUUUUCCGUUAAACUAUAGACUGUAUCUCUGGCCAUAAGCUUCUUUUUUAUCUUUGGAAAUCUCUUUGAGCCGACCCUCGAGAGAGAGAGAGAAAGAACGAAAAGAAGAAGAAGAAGUUGAAGAAGAGAUCGACUCUUUAUUACAUAGAACAUCCUCCAGCAUUUCCCUACCAUUUUCAUACGUUAUUUUUUAAAAGAUUUUUUUUUUCUAAAAAAUUACUCAAACCAACCAAGGAGAAAAAAAAAUAAUUCGUUACUUUUUUAUAUCAUUAUUUUCUUUUCAUGCUAUUAUUUGUUAAUUUUAUUUUUUUUAAAGCCCCAGGGCUUCAUGUUUUAUAUAUUAUUUAAAUAUAUAUACAUAUAUAUUUUAUUAUCUAAAUUGCCCUCCUUGAUUUCGUUACACAUAUGAGGUCCAGCAAUUGAUUUGCGGUCCCAAACAAAGUUAUUAUAAUUUAGUACACCAAAUAAAAACCGAAUUCAUCAUUUUGUUAUACUUAACGUGACGUUACAUCAAUUUUAAAUAUUAUUGCUCUCCGCGGUUGCUUAUGCAUCAUGCUGUUUCAUGUUGUUGCUUUCAUUCUUCUUCUUCUUCUUCUUGGAAAGAGUAAAAAUAAACACGACAUAACAACAAAC
This is a messenger RNA of Daphnia pulicaria, 5677 nucleotides long. Its product is annotated as mucin-5AC-like. The transcript is spliced from 5 exons. The record is from RefSeq and is a predicted model, not a curated record. The coding region runs from base 652 to 5001 and encodes 1449 amino acids. NCBI's taxonomy places the organism in Eukaryota, Metazoa, Arthropoda, Branchiopoda, Diplostraca, Daphniidae.